Lingula anatina is the source of this 3775-nucleotide messenger RNA. RefSeq names its product DNA polymerase delta catalytic subunit. Gene Ontology annotation, biological process: DNA-templated DNA replication; base-excision repair, gap-filling; DNA replication proofreading. The record is from RefSeq and is a predicted model, not a curated record. Lineage: Eukaryota; Metazoa; Brachiopoda; Lingulata; Lingulida; Lingulidae. Gene Ontology annotation, cellular component: delta DNA polymerase complex. Gene Ontology annotation, molecular function: DNA-directed DNA polymerase activity; nucleotide binding; DNA binding.
AGCCAGAACGUUGGUCCCCGCGUUUUCAUUGCUGCUUUAUACUUUUAUAAAGAAAGAGAGGAGAAAAUGGACAAACGGAAGAAUCAACCCUGGAAGGGUGGUCCCCCUUCUAAGAAAAACAAGCAAGAUGAUGAUGGAGAUGAUCCAUCAACCUUUGAAAGUGAGUUGGCCAUGCUGGAGGAUAUGGAGAAUGAUAUGAUGCAAGAGUCAGAAUCACAAGAAAUAUUGGGAGAGGGCCCAGAAUAUAUGACAACAUCUGUGAAAUGGUCCCGUCCACCUCUGCCUUCUAUAGACCCCAAGAAAGAUACAAUAAUCUUCCAACAGUUGGAUUUAGAUCAUUACACAGGCACCCAUUUUCCUGGAAUGCCAGGUUCUACAAAAGGCCCAGUGCCCAUAGUCAGGAUGUAUGGCAUCACUAUGGAAGGGAACAGUGUUAUGGCUCACAUCCAUGGUUUUGCUCCAUACUUUUUUGUUCCUGCACCAGAUGGAUUUAAAAUCUCACAUGCUGAAGACUUCAGGCAAGCGUUAAAUGAGGCUGUGGUUAAAGAUAUGCGCUCCAACAAGGACAACGUGGUAGACGCUGUGCUAGCAGUAGAGCUAGCCACAAAAGAAAAUAUAUAUGGAUUCCACACAAAUGGGAAGAGAGAUUUCCUGAAAAUUACCGUGGCCUUGCAGAGACUAAUUGCUCCAGCCAAAAGAAUUCUUGAGAUGGGAUUCUCUUUUCGUGGCUUUCCAAAUCAUGGGUAUUCUACUUUUGAAAGCAACAUUGAUUUUGAGAUCAGGUUCAUGGUAGACACCAAAGUAGUGGGAUGCAACUGGAUAGAAGUCCCAGCAAGAAAGUACUCUGUGCGCAAGAGUGGUGAUGCCAUAAAACCCACCUCUCGCUGCCAGCUGGAACUGGACGUAUCCUGGGAAAACUUUAUUUCACAUGCCCCAGAGGGAGAAUGGUCCAAAGUGGCACCCUUUAGAAUUCUCAGUUAUGAUAUUGAAUGUGCUGGCAGGAAAGGCAUCUUCCCGGAACCUGACAAGGACCCUGUAAUUCAGAUAGCUAACAUGGUCAUCAAACAAGGGAGUAAGGACCCCUUCAUCAGGAACGUGUUCACUCUCGAUACCUGUGGCCAUAUUGUGGGCUCACAGGUGCUGUCAUAUCAAACAGAGGAAGAGAUGUUGAAGAAAUGGUCAGACUUCAUCAGAGAAGUGGACCCUGACUUAAUAACAGGCUACAAUAUCCAGAACUUCGAUAUGCCGUAUCUGAUGAACCGUGCCAGACAUCUCAAGGUGAAAGACUUCCAUUACCUGAGCCGUAUCAAGGACAAGGAGUCCACUGUGAAGGAGGCAAUGUUCCAGUCCAAGCAGAUGGGAAAGAGAGAGAAUAAAGUAGUGAACACUGAAGGAAGGAUACAGUUUGAUUUGCUGCAGAUUUUGCUGAGGGACUACAAGUUGAGAUCUUACACCCUGAAUGCAGUCUCUUAUCACUUUCUACAAGAACAAAAGGAGGAUGUUCAGCAUUCAAUCAUUACAGAUUUGCAGAAUGGCAAUGAGCAGACGAGACGAAGGUUGGCUGUGUACUGCUUGAAGGAUGCAUAUCUUCCACUGCGACUCCUGGAAAAACUGAUGUGUGUUAUCAAUUACAUGGAGAUGGCCAGGGUCACUGGGGUGCCGCUGACAUAUCUGCUCACCAGAGGGCAGCAAAUUAAAGUCAUUUCGCAGUUGUUGAGAAAGGCCAAAGAUACAGCCUAUGUUAUUCCUGCCAUGAAACCAGAGACGGGAGAUGAAUAUGCAGGAGCAACAGUCAUUGAACCUAAUAAAGGAUACUAUGAUGUUCCUAUAGCUACCCUGGAUUUUUCCUCCCUGUACCCCUCCAUCAUGAUGGCCCACAACCUGUGCUACACCACUCUGCUGAGGAAUCAACAGGUUAUACAGAGAGAGGGACUGACUGCAGAGCAGUAUAUUAAAACACCAUCAGGGAAUUUCUUUGUAAAGCAGUCAGUAAGAAAGGGUCUGCUUCCAGAGAUUCUUGAUGACCUGCUGAGUGCAAGAAAAAGAGCCAAGAAUGACUUGAAAAAAGAAACAGACCCUUUUAAGAAAAAAGUGCUUGAUGGGCGACAGCUUGCUUUAAAGAUCAGUGCCAACUCUGUGUAUGGCUUCACUGGGGCACAAGUUGGGAAGCUGCCCUGCUUGGAAAUAUCUCAGAGUGUGACUGGUUUUGGACGGAUGAUGAUUGAACAAACAAAGAACUAUGUGGAGGAGCACUAUACUGUUGAAAAUGGCUACCCUGCAAAUGCUAAGGUUAUUUAUGGAGAUACAGAUUCUGUGAUGUGCAAGUUUGGAGUCAAGACUGUUGCAGAAGCAAUGAAGCUUGGGCAAGAGGCAGCUGAUUUAAUAUCUGAAAAGUUUAUCAAACCUAUUAAACUGGAAUUUGAAAAGGUUUAUUUCCCUUAUCUUCUUAUCAACAAGAAGAGGUAUGCAGGGCUUUACUUUACCCGACCUGAAAUUCACGACAAGAUGGAUUGUAAGGGAAUUGAAACAGUAAGGAGGGACAACUGUCAACUGGCAUCACACCUUAUCAGCACCUGUCUUCAGAUGUUAUUAAUUGAGAGGAAUCCCAAUGGUGCUGUAGAACAUGCCAAACAGGUGAUAUCUGAUCUCCUGUGUAACAGAAUUGACAUCUCCCAACUGGUUAUCACAAAGGAACUUGCCAAGACAGACAGUGAAUAUUCUGCCAAGCAGGCACAUGUGGAAUUAGCUAAUAGAAUGAAAAAAAGAGAUGCAGGCAGUGCUCCUAACCUGGGGGACAGAGUUCCAUAUGUUAUAAUUGCUGCUGCCAAGGGAACUCCAGCAUAUAUGAAAUCUGAGGAUCCAAUCUAUGUGCUAGAGAACAACAUACCAAUUGAUACACAAUAUUAUCUGGACAAUCAGUUGUCUAAACCACUGCUCAGGAUAUUUGAGCCUAUCCUUGGCGAAAAGAAGGCAGAAUCUGUUCUCCUAAGGGGAGAUCACACAAGAACAAAGACUAUGAUAAUGUCCAAAGUUGGAGGAUUGUCUGCAUUUACCAAGAAGAGAAGCACAUGCAUAGGAUGCAAAGCUGUUUUGGAAAAAGAAGGAAUUGCAGUUUGUAAACAUUGCAAAAGUAGGGAAUCUGAAAUUUACCAGAAGGAAAUUUCAAUGGCCAAUGCUCUUGAGGAGAAAUUUGCACGUCUCUGGACACAAUGCCAAAGAUGUCAAGGCAGUCUGCAUGAGGAUGUCCUGUGUACAAGUUGUGACUGUCCCAUAUUUUACAUGAGGAAAAAAGUUCAAAAAGAUUUGGCAACCCAGGACAAGUUGCUUCAGAGAUUUGGCCCCCCAACCUGGUGAGGGCAGACACAAUGGAAACAGUUGGCAUCACUAGAGAAAUACCAAGUAGACUGUUAAACAGCUUGUGUACUUUGUAAUUGCAGCUUUUCUGAAAAGUGAAAGGACAUUAAACUUGCUGUUCUGUACAGAUAGGUGUGAACAGAAAGGUGUGAACAAAAUCACUAAAAUUCAUUUCAUUUGAGAAGUAAUUGAAAGUACAUUAACCAUGUAGCUAUUCACCAACAAUGACCGAAAAUUAAAAAAAUUACAUCAGGUGUUUAUAUUUGCACUCUGAUAUUGCACUGCCUGGCUAUUAAGGAUAUCAAACUGUAUUUUUAGAACUGUGAUGUUGCCAGAUACAUUUGUCACAGGGUAUGAUCAAUAUUUUACAUCUUCUUUAUAUUGGCAAUAUUAAAUAAUCCAGCUGUUUUUGUAGACUUGA